Messenger RNA from Monomorium pharaonis (pharaoh ant), 6754 nucleotides. RefSeq names its product TAR DNA-binding protein 43-like. The record is from RefSeq and is a predicted model, not a curated record. Gene Ontology annotation, biological process: regulation of gene expression. The transcript has 2 exons. The coding region runs from base 89 to 943 and encodes 284 amino acids. Gene Ontology annotation, molecular function: RNA binding. Lineage: Eukaryota; Metazoa; Arthropoda; Insecta; Hymenoptera; Formicidae. Gene Ontology annotation, cellular component: nucleoplasm.
AGAACUACUACGACCGCUAUUACAAGCACCGGCCGUCGAGGGAUCAUCACGUCGCGGAUACGAGAUACUGAAGAAAAAAUUCGAAGGAAUGAUUCAGCAAGUACCCUGCAAGGUAUUCGUCGGCCGCUGUACUGAGGACCUAACCGCGGACGAUCUACGAGAUUAUUUCUCCAAAUUCGGCGAGGUGACGGACGUAUUCAUCCCGAAACCCUUCCGCGCGUUCUCGUUUGUUACUUUCCUAGACCCCGAGGUCGCCCAGUCGCUCUGCGGCGAAGAUCAUAUUAUCAAGGGUGUCUCGGUACACGUCUCGAAUGCCGCGCCCAAGUCCGAGGGCAACAAUAAAAAUUUUAAUAAUCAAGUGAACUCGAACAUGAGGGGCGGCAGGGGCGCGCCGGGGCCCGUCGAUAAUAACGUGCAGGGCAAUUAUCAGGGUAACCGCUAUAUGGGUCAUUCGGGCAACAAUAUGGGCCCGAACGGAUGGAAUAAUCCCGGUAAUCGCGGCAAUCUCGAUAUGCCAAAUCUACAGGCUCUUGGUAUCACCGGACAAAACAACGGCGGUGGUGGCGGUGGUGGGAUGUCGAAUCCGCUGGCGAUGGGUGGUCUGAAUCUGUCCGCGCUGCCGGUCAAUCCGGCACUGGUGGCCGCCGCCCUUAACCAGGCGUCCUGGGGUCUGAUCGGCAACCUGCAGAACCAGGGAAACGACCAGGGUUAUUCGAACCAGCCGGGCCCACCGGGCCAGCCGCCCUCCGGUAACAACAGCAUUGGCAACAGCGGCAAUUCCGGCUUCCUCAGCUGGAUGAACCAAGGCGGCGGCGACGGCAAUACUGGCAAUCCCGGCACCGGCGGCCCCGGGCCGAAUAACCCGAACGCGUCCCAGGGCGCCUGGCAGAAUCACCCGGGUCAGCGCGAUCAGAAAUCGAAUACCUUUCUUAAGUACGAGUAAAUUCAAUCGGGGCCGUGGGUCUACUCGUAAAACCAAACGGAUCCUCCAUCCACGGGUCCCGAUGCAACAACCAUAGCGAACGGUGGUAACUGACGGGGCCGACGGUUUUUCCAUAAGCACGUCGGCCCCGUCGAGAAAACAAGAGCCAGAGCCUAUGUAUCGUUUUUUCUAAUGUUUUGCACUAAUCGCCACUGCGUGUAUUAUAAUAUUUCGAAAAUUCUCCCCUACUCUCUUACUGGUUUGACAAAUUAGCACAAUUCCGUUCGUUCGAAGGAGGUUUAGGUUUAUACGACAAAAGCGGAUAGCUCCGAUUUAUAUAUUGAAUAUGUGUGCGUCUGGUUUUUUGCGUGGUCUCUCUGGUGUGAGCGUGCGAAAAUGAAUAGGUAGCAAGAUCGAAUAUGUAUGAAAUUGAUGUGUGAGCAGCUUGUAACUGCACGGCAAGAAUGAGAUUAUGUAAUAAAAUAAAUUUACUGCUUAACAUAAUUAUUGGUAACAUGUAAUUUACAUGAUAGAAUACCUAAUGAGAUCUGAGUCUCAAGAAGACUUAAGCUACUUCAGCAUUUAUCAAACCCAGUGAAAUGUAUACCAGAAUAUUUUUACUCAAAAGGAAAUUACUGCCAUACAUACAGAUAUAAAUCGUAUAGAAAAUAAUUAUAGUUACAAUUGCAUAUGCAUGCGUUUCAUUUUAUCUAAGUAUACAUCAUUUUUCCAUUGAGUAAUUAUUAAAUUAUGGGAAAGUUGGAAAUAGCUCGAGUCUUUUUUUGUCGCAAAUCUCGAUGAUACAAGAAGCUUUAGAAUAUUUAUUCAGAGGAUUUGUAAUAAGAGUCUAUCCGUAAGGCGAUUUUGUCAAAAUCCUGCGAGGGAGAAGGAUAUACAUUUACUAAUCUUUCUCAUUCGUUUUUUUUUCUAUUUUUUUUCUCCUUUCUCUCAGGAGGAAACAUGGCGGAACUAUAUGAUUUGGCUGUCUUGUGGUUAAACUCUUAUUACAGUAUCUCUAUAUUUACUUAAUACCAUUUGUUGAGAAAUUGGUUGAUCACAUCUUUUUGUUUAACCAUCAUUAACUAAAUUUUUCCUCCUCAUCUACAUAAACAUUUUUUUUAUAUAGGAGAGGAGACUAGAUCCAUCGCCUUAAUUAUACAAAUUAAAUUAGUUUGUAACUCAGACGAUGGAUCUAUCUAACGUGGGUGCAAUGUGGUAAUAGACGAUACCGUGAAACCAAAGCCAAUUAAUGUUAUAUUGAAUCGAAAGCUGAGUCUAAUUGCUAGACAUUGUUUAUAAGAAAGCGUUUGUUACAACACAAUAUAUAACUUGCCAUCUUUUUUUUCAAAUUACAAAAGAAUAUUCUAUUUCUUGCAUGUUAUUUUUUAACGACGAAUCUUUUGAUUAAUUAUUUUUUGUUGUAUUUUAGAGAUCUAGAAAAAAGAUCUAGAUCUACAUUUAGAAUUGAAACUUUUAGCUGUUGUAGACAGCUUUUUUCAGUAUAUUUCAUUCGAAGCUUUGCAGUCGUUUGUAACAUCCUCUAGCAAAAUACUUUCUCGACGUAGAUAAUGGAUUUCAUUUUGUAAUUAUUUAUAAUACCAAUGUUGUACGAACAAAAUAUUGCAAGAUAUGCUUUAAAGAGAUUUCAAAACACUGAAUAAUAUGUAAAAUAAACGAGGAUUGAGAUAGUAAAAAUUACUAAUUAGACAAGUACAUUUUCGUCUAUAGAGAUAAUCAACGUUGAAAUCAAAAUUUUAUUUUAUUAAAUUUCAUUAAUUUAUUAUUUUAGACAUUAAAUAAAUCGGAAAUUUCCUUUGGUGCAGAGUUACCGCCAUUAAAGUAAUCCUUAUUCUCUAGCUUGCAGUACUAUUUAUCUGCUUCGUGAAAGAUUAACACUUUCCAAAAUAUUAACAAGAUCUUGAAAAAAAAACGUAAAUUGUGAUUGAUGUGAUUGCCUGACAGUGUAUGAAUGUGUCGAUGGCUCGCAACACACCUGGAGACUGAUCGCAGCUAUCCGUAUUGUAUUAUAUAUUAUAUAUUAUUAUCGAUUUGAACUUUUGUUUCAAAUAUUUCAAAUGUAACACAUAAAUAGCUUAUUAUGUGAGAAUUUUACACUAGUGUGAAGGUGUGUCAAAAAUUAUUGAUUGAUUGUGUGUGAAAGAAAAUUGUUUGGAUUGAUCAGAUUUUUGUAUUUUAAUUGAGUGAUUUGAAAGAAAGCGGGAAGAGAAAACUCUGUUUAGAUGUCUUACAUGUCUGUGUAUAAUGUGUCAUAAGUUCUGAAUGAAAUACGAUGGAAUAGACUUUCGAACAGUUUCCUGAUUGAACGAUAAUGAAAAAGAUAGCUUUACUGGUCGAGAGUAAUUUAUUUUUCAAAGAAAGGAAGAAAGAAAAAGAAAGAGUCGCGAGCACAGAAGAGAAGGAAUGCAAUUCACAUCUCACAUUUAUAGUCAAUAAACUUUAACAUACGAAAUAGUUAUGUCAAACAAUUUAAACUUAAAGACCGCAUUCGUCACCGCGAGCAUCACUAUAUACCACGUUAAAGGAAUUAUUUAGAUUGACUAUUUCAGACUACACUAAUUAUCUCUUAUGAGUAUAUUAAUUGAGAGAAUAAAAUAAUCCUUCUAUAUAGGAGAUGUAUGUACUGUUGUGCUUUUUCAUUUUCUUGUACAGUGAUUUCUCAUGAACUUCCUUCUUUUAAACGUGAGACAUUACUUAAUAUAUGAUCCUAAUGAUAAUAUUCUCUCACUCUUUCUCUCUCACUAGCGUGAAGUCUUAUCGAUAUGCGUGUGCCGCGUGUACAGAAGGGAAAAAUCUCUAAACUUUUAGAAUGUCAAAUCCCGGAUUUGCUCGACGCACGCGUGUGUGUAUGGUGGCUGAAUGUAUUUGUUAAUGGUCGUCUCAGAAUUGCACAGGCGUGAGUUUUUACUACCUAUUAGCAAAAGUGAUGAUGUCGUUUGUUUAGAGACACUGAGAACGCGCGUACUUGGCAGAGCGAGGUGAAGAAGUGAGGUGACUGAGUAAAUAAUGCAUAAGGCGAGCGGGAAAGCACUGCGAUAUUAGAUGAGAAUGAGCAAAUCGUCCAGUGUGUAUCUGAUAUACAUAUAUUUAAAUCGAGAGGAGGUUGUUUAUAUACGUAAUGUAUGUAAAAAAGGCUAAAUUAUACACACAUACACACACAUACAAACACCGAUUUGAAUGAGGAGAGAUAGACGAUAUGGAGUUGAUUGAUUGCGUAUUCUGCCACGCUAUUAAGUCUAUAAAUUGUUAAAUUAAUCUACAUAGAGAAACUGUGGUUUAAGACAAUUUUCAACAGACAUUGGAACCAAGUUUGUCACUAAGGCACGAAUGUUCGCGCUUUAAUUUUCUUGGCGUCUAAAAAUAUUUUUCAGGGAGAAUGUAGUUCCUUAUAAUACAAGAAGUAAAGAAUAAAUUAUGAUAAAAUAAUUUGUACAAGAGAGGUGAAGUAAAAUAGUUGAUGAAUGACUGUAUUAAUAGAUAAUAGUUGAUUGAUCUGCUCGAACAUUCGUGCGUGAGUCGCGAUUAUAGAUCUACGUGAUCUGACAAUUUAGUUUAUAGACGCAUCUCUUUUCUCUUAGCCUCUAAACAAUGAAACAUUAAAUGCAUUCUUUCAUCUCUUUGCUAUAUUUAAUAUAAACUUGCAUAAAUUUGUUUUGUUUUGAUAAAGAAAUUUGAAUUAUUAUUUAGCAAGAAACUAAGAAUGUUUCACAAUUACAAUUGAGGUAAUAUUUUUUUAAUUUUCAAACUGUGCGAUUUUACUUUCAAUCUUGAAACGCAUUAAUUCUUAAAUUGAACCAGAAUAAUAUAAUAUAUACUAUUAUAUAUUAUAGUAUAUGAUAGUAGAAUAUAAUGUUACAAAAUUAAAUUGAUUCUCAAUUUAAUAAUACUAAUGCUAACAAGUAUCUAUUAUUGAUAUCCAAUAAACUCCUUUCACAAAGUUUGAAUAAUUAGAAAAUUUAUAUAAAAUUACAUAAGAAAUAUUAUUGAGCACUAAAAUUUUGCUAUAACCGUUUUUUGGCUUUCUUGAUUUAAAUACAUAUAAUAUAUGUAUAAUUAUAAUAUAUUACAAUAUAGAUAUACAUAAUAUGUAUAUCUAUAUUUAAUAUAUGUAUAUGUAUACAUAUAUGCUAUAAUAUACGAUUUAUAUAAAAUAUAUACAUAUAUAUAUUACUAUUUUUCUCAGUUAUCAAUAUUUCGUUAAAAAAAUGCACCAAAAAAAAUUUAUUGAAACAACCAAGAAUUUCUUUGCAUCUAAUUCAGCAAAUCUAUAGCUAUAAUAUUCAAAUAGUCAGUUUUUUAUGUUAAAGUAUGAAAGUUUUAUAAUUGAAAAAAAAUUAACAAUUAUAAUUAAUUAUAAUAUUGUUAUAAUUAGCACAGCAAAUUUGUUAAAACUUUGUAAAAAUUAGUCGAAUAUACGGAAAUUUUUGACGAAACAUGGCUUGUUGCAUUGGCUUGUUAUAUUAGCAAUUUUUAUUGUAAAAAAGAAUUAGUUGCUGUAAUAAUUUAUUCGUUGCUUUUGGACACUAUUUCUUUAUUGAUUUAUCGAAUCUUUUUAGUUAUAAAUGUUGUACUUACGCAAUAAACUAUUGCUUUGCUGAAUCAAUUUAUUUUUUCUACGUAAGAAAGAAAUUAUAAAUGUCGCGAGAUGAGUUUCCACAUCAAGAAAGAUAAUACACAAUCUCCUUCGUUAAACAAAUUUUUAAAAAUAAAAUCUUGUCCAUGGAAUUAAUUGUCAAGUCACGUAUUUCAAAUCGUUUGAAAUAGCGAUGCCUACGACGUUAUCGGCAUUUUCUCGCGAUCCCUGAUCGGUGAGUUUUUUUCGCGCGGGAUGAGAAUGCCCACUGCUCAAAGGAUGCCUUGCAAAACGAUUUGGAAGUGAUCUACGAAAUAUGUAAAUACGGAUUGAUAUAAAGCAAUUUUAAUAUCGCUCACAAAAUGUAAACGAAUUUUAUUGUAGAGUUAGCUGCGCUCUGUAAAUCGCUCGAUAAUUGUAUUCUGAGAGAGGGAGAGGGAGAGAGAGAGAGUGAGAGAGAGAGAAAGAGAAAUAGGGAGAGAGAGAGAGAGAGAGAGAGAGGAAAUGAAGAUGCGGCUGCAUGAGACGAAGUCCCUGAAGACUUAGUGUGUCGUGAAACGUUGUCGUGUGAGAAUGUUGAAUUCAGAUCCGUCGAUCUCGCGGCUGUUAAGGAGGAUUUCGAGCCGCUCUUCGUGGAAGGGCACGCGGCGAGGAAACCGACGCGAAAACCGACAUUCUUUUACACUUUUGAGAUACGCCGAGCUAUAUACAAACGAGUCGAAUGUGAGUCGAGACUAUCGUGGGUUUUUUACCGUGUGCGAGAACGAUUUUUGCGCGUGCCGCAAUCCAUCGUGCGAAAGAGAGAGAAGUGUCAUAAAGUCUUUUUGUCCACUGCGGUAUUUUGCCGCGCGACAUCUCGUAGAUGCUACCGGAAGAUCGCGAGAACGGCAUUACGUUUCCCCAAUUUAUGCUGAUGAUUCUGCCGUGUGAAAUUGUAAAAACGUUUCCCGAGUUCGCUGAGUUGAUGCGAGAAUACUCAAUGCUCUCCGUAACGUUCUCCGUUGAUUGUAGUGUAUGUUAAAUUAUGCCGAGAAUAAAAUACCCAAGCAUCGUGGGGGUACCACAGAUUCCUUUAAAUAAUGCGAGUCAGCGAUGCACAAUCACAUAAUCUGCUAGUUGUCCUAGGAUUGACGGAAGACUCGCGAAAUUUUUUCAAUUUCUUGUCUACCAGUAACGUUUAAAAUUGUAACAGGAUCACAUUUCCAUGAACUAGUAAAAAAUGAAUUGGUUUUUGUCGAGAA